Diaporthe amygdali is the source of this 1704-nucleotide messenger RNA. Its product is annotated as Pyridoxal phosphate-dependent transferase major region subdomain 1. Gene Ontology annotation, biological process: biosynthetic process. Lineage: Eukaryota; Fungi; Ascomycota; Sordariomycetes; Diaporthales; Diaporthaceae. The transcript has 3 exons. Gene Ontology annotation, molecular function: pyridoxal phosphate binding; transaminase activity. The coding region runs from base 1 to 1704 and encodes 567 amino acids. The record is from RefSeq and is a predicted model, not a curated record.
AUGUCUUACUCAACUACGGAACCUUUGAGCCUGACACAUCAUUUCUCAAGGGCCUCGAAAACUAGGAGACCAAACCCACUGAAAGAAUACUACAAAUAUCUUUUCGUACCUGGAAUGUGCAACUUUUCUGGAGGCUUGCCCCAUCCAGACAUUUUUCCUUUCGAGGCGUUGGAUCUCUCACUUAAUCAGCCGCUAAGAAAUCCUAUUUUGAACCACAAGGAAACGGAUCAUCCAUCUGGUAAUUACCCAGAUAUUCGUGUUCGCAUACCGCGACGUGUCGGAGAGGAUCAUCCGGGGCACAAGGUGGACUUGAGCACUGCCCUCCAAUAUGGGAGCGCUCAGGGGUACACACCUCUCUAUACGUGGUUACGAAAGCUAGUCAACUUGACGUAUCAUCCAAAUAUCCCAUAUCAAGGAGGCGCUGAUGUCAUUAUCGACGGUGGCUCGGCGGAUGGGCUCUCGAAGGUGUUUGAGCUUCUGUUCAACCCCUGGAAUCAAGACUUGGACGACAUCCAAAAUCGGGAGGGCUUGAUAGUGGAAGACUUUGUGUAUGGGCCACCACUUUCACAGAUUAGACCAAAAAACGUCAACAUCGUUCCGGUCACGAUGGAUGCCGAGGGCAUGCUGGCGCACGGCGCUGGUAGCCUGUCUGACGUUCUGCAGAAUUGGGAUUUUUCAAAGGGAAAGAGACCCCAUGUUGUGUAUACCAUCCCUACAGGUCAAAACCCCACUUCAGGGGUGCUAUCAUUCGAACGACGCAAGGAGAUAUAUGCAGUUUGUUCGAAAUUCGAUCUCGUACUCAUAGAGGAUGACCCAUAUUGGAAUCUCUUCUACCCCUCUACUCCGUCCAUCUCCAAGCAAUAUCGUGGAUUGUCUGCGCCGACGAAUUUUCCCACCAACACAUCCCAUAAUUACUGUACCGAAUCUUUAGAAGGUCGAUCAACAGGGUACCGAUUCCUUGACGAGCUGAUUCCUAGCUUCCUGAGCUUGGAUAAAGAUGGACGCGUAAUACGGCUUGAUUCAUUUUCGAAGUCUAUUGCGCCAGGCUGCAGGCUGGGAUGGAUCACAGCUCAGCCGAGCGUGUGUGAACAACUUUUCAAGAUCACUGAUGAUACCACACAACAGCCUUCCGGCUUUGUGCAAGCUAUUAUCACGAGGCUGAUCGGAGAGCUCGGCAGCACUGGCAAUGUAUCUACUGCUUGGGGCCUCGAAGGAUGGGUUCGUUGGUUAGAGGGUCUCCGCUCUGCUUACGAACGUCGUAUGAUCAAACUAGCGACAGCGCUUGAGCGGAAUAAGGUCGUCACAUCCGCGACAGGUCAGACCAAGAUGUUUGAUUUUCAAUGGCCCAUGGGUGGCAUGUUCUUGUGGGUCGAAGUCAACAUCUUCAGUCAUCCUCUUGUAUCGACGGUUGGCCCGAAACGACUCAUGCGGGCGUUGUGGAUCCGCUGCACCCAGCAUCCCUAUAGAAUUCUGACAGUCCCUGGAGGAGAUUUUGCGGCUACAGAGUCGGUAAAGGGGACUCGUGGAUUUUUGUUUUUGCGUUUCUGUUUUGCAGCCGUUGAGGAGGAUUUAUUGGAAGCCAAAGCGCAGUCCUUCGCGGAAGCAUGCCGGGAAUUCUGGUCUAUCCAGAGCUCCAACGAUAUCGACGAGAUUAUGAGAGAUGAGGAUGCCUUGGAGUCAAGCCACAGGGAAGAUGCUGCAUAG